UAGACACCUUCAGGUUGUGUUCUGACCACAAAGUAACUACAGUGUCUUCCUAGUGCAUUAUAAAGCCGUUAUUUUCUCUUUGCUUUUACUCUUGUCUUAGUUGAAUGUCAGAGGCGAUACAUUGACUUGUUGUAGGACACAAUGGAUGUUCACAGCUCUUUGAUUGUUUUUCUUAUUUUGCUCUUUGCCUUUUUCAAAGGGGCAGUUUCUAUUGUUGGAGGCAAAGAUGUGACGGAAAAAAAACAUAAACCUUGGAUGGUGUCUGUACAGAAGGACGAGCGGCAUGUGUGUGGAGGAAUUCUCAUUAAAGAUCAAUGGGUUUUAACUGCAGCUAGUUGCAAAGAACAACCACAAAAAUCUGUGACAGUUCUUAUUGGAGCUCUUUCUCUGAAGAAAUUUAAAGGCUCUCAGCGUGUUGGCAUUCUCGACUUUAAGUACCCCACAACAUACAAUCAGAAAACUAAUCAAGAUGACAUCAUGCUCAUUAAGCUAAACAAAAAAGUGAAAGUGAAGCCAAUACAAAUCCCAAAAGAGGAGAAAGACAUUCCAACUGGAAAAACAUGUGUUGUGAUGGGUUGGGGAACCACUGAUUCGAAAGUUAUGAGCCCCUCCGAUAAACUGCAAAUGUUAGAGGUGUCAGUUAUGAACAGAAAACGGUGCAAUCAAUUCUACAGCGAGUAUUUUGAGAUUACAACAGAUAUGAUGUGUGCAGGAAGCAUGGAGACAAACAGAGGCACUUGUUGGGGAGAUACCGGUGGACCACUAGAAUGUAAACUUUCUAGCAAGCUGCGUAGUAAAAGUAACGUUGUUGGGGUGGUUUCAAGAUCAAAAGGAUGUGGUGAUCCCAGGAAACCGACAGUGUACACUUUUCUUUCAAAAAGACACAUUUCCUGGAUUAACAGCAUACUUAAAAAACAAUUCAACAGCACAACAUUUUAAAAAUGAUACAAAGUCAUAAAUUGUCAGCAUGGUCAGGUAACAUUGUGCUAUGUUAAAACAGUUGCUUAUUUAGUUGAAACAUUACUCACUUUGUUAUACAUCCUUAGCAAACAUUUUACAUUGUUUUUGACACUCUUUGUGGAAUUACUGAGAAUUGUAAUCUUGAUUGUUUAUUGACAUUAAACAUAUUU
Messenger RNA from Triplophysa dalaica, 1130 nucleotides. RefSeq names its product granzyme K-like. The record is from RefSeq and is a predicted model, not a curated record. Gene Ontology annotation, molecular function: serine-type endopeptidase activity. The transcript has 5 exons. Lineage: Eukaryota; Metazoa; Chordata; Actinopteri; Cypriniformes; Nemacheilidae. Bases 142 to 939 code for a protein of 265 amino acids. Gene Ontology annotation, biological process: proteolysis.